Messenger RNA from Phalacrocorax carbo (great cormorant), 4086 nucleotides. The record is from RefSeq and is a predicted model, not a curated record. Lineage: Eukaryota; Metazoa; Chordata; Aves; Suliformes; Phalacrocoracidae.
AACUGAUCUGAAUUCCAACAGGUCCCAGGAGCAGCCUAACUGUCUUCUCCAGUAACAAGGCCUGGGGUCAUCAUGGCAGCAGGAGUAGCAGCAUGGUUGCCCUUUGCCAGGGCCGCCGCCAUAGGAUGGAUGCCAGUGGCCAACUGCCCCAUGCCACUGGCUCCAACAGAGAAAAACAAGAGGCAGGAUGAGCUGAUCAUUCUCAACGUGAGUGGCAGGCGCUUCCAGACCUGGAGGACUACACUGGAGAGAUACCCAGACACUCUCCUGGGCAGCACCGAGAAGGAGUUCUUCUUCAACGAAGACACUAAGGAGUACUUCUUUGACCGGGACCCUGAGGUCUUUAGAUGCAUCUUAAAUUUUUAUAGAACUGGCAAGCUGCACUACCCCAGGUACGAGUGCAUCUCUGCUUACGACGAAGAGCUUGCCUUCUACGGGAUCCUCCCUGAAAUCAUUGGGGACUGCUGCUAUGAAGAAUACAAAGACAGAAAGCGGGAAAACGCGGAGCGGCUGAUGGAUGACAAUGACUCAGAAAACAACCAAGAAGGGUCCAUGCCAUCCCUGAGCUUCCGGCAGACCAUGUGGCGAGCCUUCGAGAACCCCCACACCAGCACCUUAGCCUUAGUCUUUUACUACGUCACCGGUUUCUUUAUUGCUGUCUCUGUGAUCACUAAUGUCGUGGAAACUGUCCCUUGUGGCACGGUGCCUGGAAACAAGGAGCUUCCAUGUGGGGAAAGGUACGCUGUGGCCUUCUUUUGCUUGGACACAGCUUGCGUGAUGAUUUUCACAGUUGAGUAUCUGUUGAGACUCUUUGCGGCCCCAAGUCGCUACAGAUUCAUUAGAAGUGUGAUGAGCAUCAUCGACGUGGUGGCCAUCAUGCCAUACUACAUCGGCUUGGUGAUGACCAACAACGAGGAUGUCAGCGGAGCCUUUGUGACACUAAGGGUGUUCAGGGUUUUCAGGAUUUUCAAGUUCUCUCGCCAUUCCCAAGGCUUAAGAAUCUUGGGCUACACUUUGAAGAGCUGUGCCUCCGAGCUUGGCUUUCUCCUCUUUUCCCUCACUAUGGCAAUCAUCAUCUUUGCAACUGUGAUGUUUUAUGCAGAGAAAGGGUCCUCGGCAAGCAAAUUCACCAGCAUUCCUGCUUCCUUUUGGUACACUAUUGUAACCAUGACAACACUGGGUUAUGGUGACAUGGUGCCCAAGACAAUUGCUGGGAAGAUAUUUGGCUCCAUUUGCUCCCUGAGCGGGGUGCUGGUCAUUGCUCUGCCGGUUCCAGUCAUUGUUUCCAACUUCAGCCGAAUUUACCACCAGAACCAGAGAGCCGACAAGCGGAGAGCGCAGAAGAAAGCCCGGCUUGCAAGGAUUCGAGUGGCCAAGACAGGCAGCUCCAACGCUUACCUUCACAGCAAGCGCAACGGCCUCCUGAACGAAGCCCUCGAGCUGACGGGAUCCACUGAAGACGAACAGCAUAUGACUAAAGGCACCUCCUUAAUUGAAAGCCAACAUCACCACCUGCUGCACUGCCUGGAGAAAACAACCGGAUUGUCCUAUCUUGUGGAUGAUCCCCUGUUAUCUGUACGAACUUCCACCAUCAAGAACCACGAGUUCAUAGAUGAGCAACUGUUCGAGCAGAACUGCAUGGAGAGCUCAAUGCAAAACUACCCUUCCUCUCGGAGCCCCUCCUUGUCAAGUCACCAUGGACUGACCACCUCCUGCUGUUCUCGCCGUAACAAGAAGACCACCCACCUUCCCAACUCCAGUGUGCCAGCCACUCGCCUCCGGAGUAUGCAGGAGCUCAGCACCAUCCACAUCCAGUGCAGUGAGCAGCCCUCGCUUACAACAAGUCGUUCCAGUCUCAACAUGAAAUCAGAUGAUGGGCUGAGACCGAACUGCAAAACUGCCCAGAUAACGACAGCCAUCAUCAGCAUCCCCACGCCGCCGGCACUCACGCCAGAAGGCGAGAGUCGGCCUCCGCCCAGCAGCCCCAGCCACUCCACGAACAUUUCCACCACCACCACAAGCAACAUAGUCAAGGUCUCUGCCUUGUAAGACGUCUCAUGCACAGAAGGAGGCUAGAAGACCAGUGCCCCUCUCCCUCCACACCUCCAUGUUCCUUUCUUGCUGCAAAUUGUGCCUGGAUGGACCAACCUGACAUUUUGUCAUCGAAUUCGCAAUGGAGACCUAACGAGGCAGCUUUCUUCAGACUCACAUUCAAGCUGUGGACUGAGGGAGGAUUAGGAGAGGGAGGAAGAGGCUGGUUAAAGGAAAAACCUGCACGGAGGGCGUGUUGUGCCAUGGUACAGGGCAAAAAUCACCUGCGGAGGCUGGAGGGAAAGAAUCAUCAUGGCAACAAGAGAGUCAAUAAAGGAAAUAUAACACUGUGUAUCGCAGCACCUUUUUAAAGGUUUUUAAUGGAUAAUAUUUAUUCAUGAGGAAAUGACUGAAAAGGUGAAAAACAAUGGAUUUUGUGAAUUUUUUUUCUUCAUGGAGCAGAACCUUUAAACCAACCAAAAUUUCACAUUUUUUUUCUUUUAUAGGAAAAGAUUUAGACAAAGAAGCCACCUGUCACAGAAAUCUAUUUCCAUUCCUGUGUGUGUGCGUGCGAGUGUGCAGCAGAACCACGUGAGCCCCGCUGAAUUACAAAGAGCAGAGCACGUUUCCAUCAUUGGGUGCACAGCAGGAAAAUCCAAGCAUGUGUCAGCACACACAUGUGCACACGCGCGCACACACACACACACCUACUUCACCCUGGAUGGCAUUCUUUAUUUAGACAAUUUUGUAUCCGCAUUUUAAGUCAAUACAGUGCAAUUGCAAACAGUGUGUUUGUCUGCUAAUUAUUGUCUGUGAAAACAUAUUUGUGGAAAAAAAAAAGACAGGCUUUAGUAGAGUUUUAGUCCCACAUGGAUAUCUGCUUUCUAUUUUUGUUAUCACUUACUUGUAAGAGUGUGACUAGACUACCGGUUCUGUAUUUUUAAAAAGGAAAAAAAUAUAAGGUAGGAUUCUUUUUUAAUACUGUACACACAAAUGGCAAAGAAGAGAAAGCACUGAACUCAACUGCAUCAAGCGUUCCUAAGUCUAACAGAGGUUUCUUGUAACGUAUGCCCAUGCUUUCUUGUUUUUGUUUCUAUAUAUAAAUUUCUUUGCUAGCACUGGACAUACAACCCAUUGUAAAUAGUAGCCAAAUAACGUCUGGAUCUAUACUUGAUAAUAAUGAACCCCAGAGCCAAAUAUCUUGCAUGGACAGAGAGGUAUUUGGCUUUUUCACAGUCUUAGGGCUCCAGUUGUCGCAUCAAUGGCUUCUGGGUUGCACUGGUUUUGAGGGCAGGCUAGGUUAGCAGUUUUAGUUCUCCAGUCCCAGCACAGGAUCUACAGCAUGCAUCCACUUGAGAAAGGGGAGCAGUACUGGAGGCUGGAAAGCAUUUCAUAGUGUGUUACAGACAGCAUUUUCUUUUUGCAGUUCUACACUUAGUUUGGGAAAAGUCACGUACUUCUCGUCAACCAAAAACUGAAGUAACACUGUGUGGUACUGCCAGGAAGCAACUACUUCUCACUAAGCUGUUGUUGGUCCCAGCACCUCUUUCUGAGAUCUUUCUGGGAAUGAUUUAUUGUAAGGAAAUACAUGGUCCUGAAACAUAACAGAUUUCCCCCCUCACUAAGAGGAGUCACUUUUUUCUUCCAUUCUGCCCUUCUCAAGUCGCCUUUUCAUAACAGGCGUGAUCCACGAAGGGCAGAGCGAGGAACAACGUCACCCACCUUUUCACCUGUCGUACACUGUUUGGAUAAUUACUGUCAUCAUGCACAAAGGCCCUCUCAAGGCCCUACGCUCACCUGCGAAUGGUGAGGCCCCCAGCCCCCAACAGCUUGUAGAUAACAAGGAAACAUUUCCCAUGUCCUGUUUCUGAACAGUGAUUCUACCAACAUUAGAGUUAAAAGAACCACUCAAAGCAUGUUUGAGGCUGAUUCAGCAAAGGGAUGACUUUUUUAACAUCUGUCAUAACCUAUCCUGAUGUACUAUUUAUAUACGCAUAUACACGCAUACACAUAUAAAUAAAUACAGACACAUACAUGUAUAGAUAGAUAAAUAGA